Messenger RNA from Penicillium salamii, 2961 nucleotides. The record is from the annotation of a GenBank genome assembly. NCBI's taxonomy places the organism in Eukaryota, Fungi, Ascomycota, Eurotiomycetes, Eurotiales, Aspergillaceae.
AUGUCGGAGCUGGCUAUUUUCCAAGCCGCUCAGUCCUGUCAUCAGAGUCUGAGGGUGGCACUCACAGUCCCACGACUAAUGCAAAAAGAAUGGGCUGAAAAUCGACUGGCGGAUUUCAAUCUCUGGGCCGCUGGCGCCGGUGCUUUCGCAACUGGCAGGGCAUCCCUGGACCAUCGGCUGGAAGAAACCACAGAAGUACGCAACGUAAUCAUUAAUCUUUUAAUGAUGUUGCAAAUCCUUGUGCAGAAAUGCAUAAAAGAAGGGACCGAAUGUGAGUCAAAUGCCACGGCGGAAUUUUUUGAAGGGUUUUCCCGAAUGAAGGAUGUUGAAAAGAGUUUGAAUCAACUCACAAGACUCACUGUUGCGAUCCGAAAGAGUGGAAAUCGAUCCCGACUUCACAAGGCCGAUGCUUCAUUUCAUCCUGAUACAUCACAAAUCAGUUCACUGCGCCGGCACCUUGAGUUUCUUAUUUCUGCUCAUCCGAGAGAGAAUGGAAGCUCAAACUCAAGUGUCCAGAGCCUCACCUCGAGAAACUUGACCUUGAUCCAGUCGCGUCUGAUUGAUGCCAACUUGAAACGGAGGAAUCGCUUUCUUUAUGCUCAGCAGCAUGCCCAGAGGCUAGGGCACGAGUCGGAAAACUCAAAAAAGAGAUCUGAUAAGACCCUAGUGUCGAAAAGCCACAUUCCAUCUUCUGAUACGCCAAGAAAGGCUGCAAAGGAUGAAGGUGAUGGUAAUGAGCCAAAAGUAAAAAGCACUACCACCGCGACGGCGGUGGAUACGGAGAUUGAAAUUCCACCUGCCUACAUGACCACACCUGCGACCACCGUUGUUUCAGUCACCAGCUCUCGAAUCGCAUAUCCAAAACCUCCAUCUCUAAAUGAUCAGCAAGUCCUAUUCAAGUGCCCUUGUUGCUGUCAGAGCCUCCCCACCACUUCAGGAAGAGGCAAACUCUGGAAUAAGCACUUGGCGGGUGACAUCUUGCCAUACACAUGUGUUUUUGAAGAGUGCCCUACACCUGGAGCAUUCUAUUUGACCCGAGAAGCCUGGGUCAGCCACAUGGGCCAGGAACACGGUGGAACAGAAAGAUGGAUAUGCCAAGCAUGCUCCCAGAAGGGUGUCUACGUUACAUUCCACACCCCUGUUGACUUCACCGACCAUCUCCAACAGCAACAUAGCAAAGCAAUUAAGCCACAUCAUUUCCCAACCCUACUCUCAGCCUGGCGACGAAAGCUCCCUUUCAAGAUUCCGGCCUGUCCACUUUGUGAUUUUCAAAACGAGGAUCAACAGGCCCUUCUCGAUCACACUGCUGAACAUGUUCACUCCUUUUCGCUACGGUCUUUACCAUGGGCUCCGAGAGAAGGGGUCGAUGAAGACGACAAGGAGCAAUAUGGGACCUAUUUCAAAACAAACCCUUAUUUUGCGAGCUGCCGGUCGGAACCUUCGUCACUUUCUUCUGCACUUUCAUCACCAGUCACGAAUACAGGGAGCUCAACAGCCUUUGGUUCUGAUGAAGCAUUUCAUGAGCAGCAGCAUCCAAUGAUAGAGAGAAGUCUUCACCUGCUUCCAGGUGAUCUAGAUGAAAAACUGGAUAUCAACGAUUGGUUAAAAAGGGCUGAUCAGGAUACGGAGAGCAGUAUACCCUUAGCUUCGUCCGUACUAUUAUAUGAGCAAGAGAAUUUUCCCGAAGGCUAUGGAGAGUAUGAUGCCGGAAUUGACACAGAUGGUGAUACAGAUGAGUAUGAUGUCGAAAUUGACACAGAUGUUGAUACAGAUGAUGAUACAGAGCCCGGGGUGGCUCAAGGGCGGGUCCUGGACCACGGUAUGUCUGCCAUCCCGCGCCCUCCGAGUCUCCCGAUGCUAGAAAUUCCACCGGAUGAGCCGAGAAACUCUUACUAUCUCGACAACGUAUUCGACCUGAACUUGAUGAAUCUUCCUUACAUGAUAGGGUGGAUUACAACGUUGUCAAUUGGGAAUCUUGCCGCGAAGGUCCUACUCGACGAACAAUUUGAACUUCCUAUGUACAACAUAUCCCGAGACAGGAAUCGCUAUGUGUGCGGUAGAAUGGGAAAACACAAGGUGGUCAUCGCCUCACUCCCCAAAUCUGUAUCCGGACUAGUAUCAGCGGCCGGUAUCGCAACGUCCCUUCUCUCCACCUUUCCAAACGUUCGGAUCAUGCUCAUGGUUGGACUGGGCGGCGGUGCGCCAAGUCCGGGACAUGAUAUCCGUCUCGGAGAUGUUGUCGUCGGCACCCCUGGGGACGGCGAUGGUGGGCUUCUUCAAUUUGACUUCGGAAAAUUCAUACAAACCGAAAAACUCCAUCACACCAGAUCCUCCCAGCCGCCUAUGAUCCUCAAAAGUGCAAUCAACAGACUCAAGGAGCAUUUCGAAGUCGAGGGCCACGAUAUCCAGAAAACUAUUACCAUGAUUCUUGGCUCUUCGCAGAGAUUGCGCAAGCAAUUCGGGCACCCAGAUCCUGAAACGGAUCGACUGUAUAGAAGCGACAUAGCCCACCAGGGGGUCGGCCCCUGCGCCUUCAAUUGCGGUACAGAUUCCUCUGCCUUGAUUCCUCGGAGUGGUCGCACCAAUCAAGACUGUCCGAAUGUUCAUUAUGGUCUAAUUGCAUCCUCCAACCAGCUUUUGAAAGAUGCCAAGACUCGAGACCACUUUGUCGCAUCACACAAUGAUGUCUUAUGUUUUGACAUGGAAGCAGCUGGACUGCUCGAUAAUCUUCCCUGUCUUGUUAUUCGUGGGAUAUGUGACUAUGCCGAUUCCCAUAAAAACAAGGAGUGGCAAGCUUACGCAGCUAUGACUUCUGCUGUCUUCGCGAAAAACCUCUUGCAAUUCAUCCCAUCCUCAGAACUCGAUGCUGAACCGAGAAUAAAGGACGCUGUUGUUGAUCCGCAGACUUCACUUGGCAAUAUAUCUGAGGGUGCAAGUUCGAACGGAAGAGGGGAUGAAUGA